This is a messenger RNA of Perkinsus marinus ATCC 50983, 388 nucleotides long. RefSeq lists its product as hypothetical. Gene Ontology annotation, molecular function: oxidoreductase activity, acting on a sulfur group of donors, disulfide as acceptor. The transcript has 2 exons. Lineage: Eukaryota; Perkinsozoa; Perkinsida; Perkinsidae. The record is from RefSeq and is a predicted model, not a curated record. The annotation marks the transcript as partial.
AUGGUAAUCCUCCUUGGCAUAUCCGUGUUCGUCUUACUCUUCGCUGGCUGUGCAUCAAUCGAUCAUAGCAAGGUGAAAGUAUCUGUUUACUACGAGACGUACUGUCCAGCGUCGAUCGGUUUCAUUGUGGGAGAACUCAAAUCUGUCAUGGAUGAAGGGUCAAUGACGAAGAACAUAGACUUGAGUCUGGUUCCUUUCGGGAAUGCUGCGUACGAUCCGAGAACCAAGAAGUACACCUGUCAGCAUGGUCCCCAAGAAUGCGAAAUAAAUCUCAUCCAAGGAUGCAUCAUCGAAAAAGGAGGCGGCGAUCAACUCCAAACUUUCAAUGCUGUCUAUCUGGAGGAAGAGGCUAUUCUCAAGCACAAUACCAGUGACUGGAUAAUUGAAU